Drosophila innubila is the source of this 396-nucleotide messenger RNA. RefSeq lists its product as uncharacterized. The transcript has 2 exons. The record is from RefSeq and is a predicted model, not a curated record. Lineage: Eukaryota; Metazoa; Arthropoda; Insecta; Diptera; Drosophilidae. The coding region runs from base 69 to 263 and encodes 64 amino acids.
ACGUUCACAUUAGGGAUUAGUUCAAUAGAACUUAAUCCGAGCGGUUCGAUACAACUCUAGUUGACACAAUGCCACUUGGAAAUUCAGGGCGAAUUGCUAUUUGUUGGGCGUUUUUAACCGUUGGUGGAGUUUACGCAUUUGUUCUGUCAAAAAAGUCUGUUGAAAGCCGACGGUUCGAGACAUUACGUGUUCGAGAGCGCAUGAAAAAAGCUAAUCACGGCGACUACGAUCACACUAUUUCGGACAGGCGCUUCGACAAGUGAAAAAUCAACAUACAAAAUCAUAUAAUCAACAACUUCAAUUCAAUUUAAAAAAAAUUACAAACACAAAUAAUACAGUAAAAUGGCAAUGCCCCAAAUAAGCUCGGCCGACCAGGCGAAAUUGCAGCUGAUGCAA